This is a messenger RNA of Conger conger (European conger), 978 nucleotides long. RefSeq names its product heat shock 10 protein 1 (gene hspe1). Gene Ontology annotation, molecular function: ATP binding; metal ion binding; protein-folding chaperone binding. Gene Ontology annotation, cellular component: mitochondrial matrix. Bases 157 to 456 code for a protein of 99 amino acids. The record is from RefSeq and is a predicted model, not a curated record. The transcript has 4 exons. NCBI's taxonomy places the organism in Eukaryota, Metazoa, Chordata, Actinopteri, Anguilliformes, Congridae.
UCAAGUUUGAAAGAAUAAGCGCGCAUGCGCGCAUUGUUUCUCGAUAUUUCUUCACGUGGAGCAGUGUACCUGCUACAAGCAAGCGUGUCCCUGAAACCUCCAGUCACUGUGAGCUAAGACGGCGAGGGCUUGCAAAUAUUUCUUAAACACACUGAAAUGGCGUUCAGGAAGUUCCUCCCCCUGUUUGACCGUGUGCUGGUGGAGCGGCUUGCCGCGGAGACGGUGACCCGGGGCGGCAUCAUGCUUCCGGAGAAGUCCCAGGGGAAGGUGCUCCAGGCCACGGUGGUGGCCGUGGGCCCUGGCACCACCAACAAGGACGGAGACACUCGGCCAGUCUGUGUUACCGUUGGAGAGAAGGUCCUAUUGCCUGAAUAUGGAGGAACUAAAGUUAUUCUGGAUGACAAGGAUUACUUCCUGUUCCGUGAUGCCGAUAUCCUGGGCAAAUAUGUAGAUUAACGUCCUCUCCUGACCUUUGACCCCCGAAUCCACUGCAUCUGGAGGAGAAGCGAAGAGAAAAUAAUGGCGCUUCUGUGUAUUUUCUAUGUUGUUCAAUUGUACAUAAUUGUUUUCUUAUAAUAAAGUGAACGUUUGGGUCCACAUGGGCAGCACGGUUGUUUUUCCCCCAUAAUGAGUAGGGUCACUAGUUUGUCUCGUAUGUACUUCCAUUAUCCUGAGUGUGGCAACCCAACUGACCGCAUUAAUUACCACUAAUCAAACAUGGGCAAUGACUGACAACAGUGUUUGAAUGUUAAUGUUAAAACGGCAGUGUUUUUGAGUGUUAGUUUUUGUUUUAAGCACUGUGGGAAUAUACAGUAAAUGUGAGCAGUUGUGCAUUUAACUUGCUCAGAAAUGACCUGGUAUUGAAAAUAUUUUCCAGCAGAGGCAUAUAUUUGAUAUGUGGUAUCUAUAUUAAAAGUGGUGAAUAUCAUGUACACCGUUCAAAUGUAAAAAGUAAAGGUUCUAAUUGAUUACAUUUGA